Messenger RNA from Encephalitozoon romaleae SJ-2008, 1290 nucleotides. RefSeq names its product seryl-tRNA synthetase. Lineage: Eukaryota; Fungi; Microsporidia; Unikaryonidae. The transcript has a single exon. The coding region runs from base 1 to 1290 and encodes 429 amino acids. Gene Ontology annotation, molecular function: serine-tRNA ligase activity; tRNA binding; ATP binding. The record is from RefSeq and is a predicted model, not a curated record. Gene Ontology annotation, biological process: seryl-tRNA aminoacylation. Gene Ontology annotation, cellular component: cytosol.
AUGAUUGACAUUAACCUUAUUAGAGACCCGAAGACUCGUGAAGAGGUUGUUGAAAGUGAGAAGAAGCGAUUCCGAGACGGAACGGCUGUUGGAAAGGCCUAUGAACUGGAUAGAAAGAGGAUAGAAACGGCGUUUAAGCUUGACCAGAUCAACGCUCGAGUUAAUCAGCUGAACCGAGAAGUAAAGUCUGGGUAUAAGCAAGGAAAGAAGAAGGAGGAUGAGGAGCUAGCCAAGAAGAUUGACGAGAUAAAAAACCUUUAUGAUGAGGCAAAGAAUCUUAAGGAAGAUUCUGGGAGAAUCGAAGAAGAGUUGAAUAAGGUUAUGAAGGGGAUAGGAAACAUUAUUUCUGAGGAGGUUGUGGUUAGCAACGAUGAGAAGGAUAACUUGAUCGUAAGAUCCUACAGAAGUGGGAGAAGUAUACAGAGGAAUCCUCAGCCUUUUUCUAUGCUGAUGAAAGAUUUCACGCAUUCGACUGCAGGAGCAAAAGUGAUAGGGCAUAGAGGAUACUAUCUAUCUGGUAAGAUGGCCCGACUGGCUCAAGCCCUUACAAGAUAUGCUAUUGACUUUCUUGAAAACAAAGGCUACACUUACAUCCAAACACCUGUGAUGCUCAGGAGAGAUGUAAUGGCAAAAACAUCACAGCUGAGUGAUUUUGACGACCAGCUCUACAAGGUCGAGGAUGACUUGUAUCUAAUAGCAACGUCUGAGCAGGCCCUUGCUGCAUUGUAUAUGGAUGAAAGAAUGAUUCCCCAGGAGGUUCCGAAAAAGCUCUGUGGGCAGUCUCUUUGCUUCAGGAAGGAGGCUGGAGCACAUGGAAAGGAUAAUGCAGGGCUAUUCAGGGUUCACCAGUUUGAAAAGAUUGAACAGUUUGUGAUAUGUGAGCCUUCUGAGUCCCGAAAGCACCAUGAGGAAAUGAUAAGAGUAUGUGAGGAAUUUUAUCAGUCAUUAGACAUAAGCUAUAACGUUGUGAGUAUUGUAUCUGGAGAGCUCAAUGAUGCAGCAGCCAUAAAGUAUGACCUUGAAGCGUAUUUCCCAAAUGCAGAUAAGUACAGAGAAUUGGUUUCUUGCUCGAAUUGUACAGACUAUCAGUCAAGAGAGCUUGAGAUAAGGUAUGGUGUAGUUAAGGAGAACAAUCGUAAGGUUUAUGUCCACCUACUGAAUGGAACCAUGUGUGCCAUCCAAAGAGCAUUGUGCUGCAUUGUGGAAAACUAUCAAAAGGAAAAUGGAGUUGGUAUCCCAGAUGUCUUGCAAGGAUACUUUGGUGCAGACUUUAUUGAACUAAGCUCUUAA